AUGGCAGAGGUUUCGGCGAAGAGCUUCAUACCGGAAACAUUCCAGGGAUACACGCCGGAGAUAGCGGGGCAAAUCGGUCUUUUAUGGGAGCUAAUCAAAGCGCCGUUGAUAGUUCCGGUGCUGACGGUGUGCGUGUACAUCUGCUUGGCGAUGUCGAUAAUGGUGUUCAUGGAGAGGCUUUACAUGGGGGUUGUUAUUGUUCUGGUGAAGCUCUUCUGGAGAAAACCAGAGAAGAGGUAUAAAUGGGAGCCGAUGGAGGAAGACGCCGACGAUUUGGAAGCCGCCGGAGCUAAUUUCCCGAUUGUCCUUGUUCAGAUCCCCAUGUUCAAUGAGAAAGAGGUUUAUAAGAUCUCAAUUGGUGCAGCGUGUAAUCUUUCGUGGCCUGCUGAUAGGCUGGUUAUUCAAGUUUUGGAUGAUUCCACUGAUUUUGUCGUCAAGGAUAUGGUUGAGAGAGAGUGUUUGAGAUGGGCAAGCAAAGGGGUUAAUAUUAAGUACCAAAUUAGGGAGUCGAGAGGUGGUUAUAAAGCCGGUGCGCUUAAAGAAGGCCUUAAACACGACUAUAUCAAACAAUGCGAGUAUGUCGUAAUAUUCGAUGCUGAUUUUCGACCCGAACCUGAUUUUCUCAAACGGGCCGUUCCGUUUUUGAUCCACAACCCGGAUAUAGCCCUUGUGCAAGCUCGUUGGAGGUUUGUGAAUUCAAAUGAAUGUAUGUUGACAAGGAUGCAAGAAAUGUCAUUGGACUAUCAUUUUAAAGUGGAGCAAGAAGUGGGAUCAGCAACUCAUGCAUUCUUUGGCUUCAAUGGAACUGGAGGAAUAUGGAGAAUAGGAGCGAUAAACGAGGCAGGAGGAUGGAAAGACAGAACAACAGUAGAAGAUAUGGAUCUUGCUGUUAGGGCUGGUCUUAAGGGCUGGAAAUUUCUCUACUUAGGUGAUCUCCAGGUGAAAAGCGAACUUCCUAGUACUUUCAAAGCAUUCCGUUUCCAGCAGCAUCGGUGGUCGUGUGGGCCCGCAAAUUUGUUCCGGAAAAUGGUUAUGGACAUUGCUACAAACAAGAAAGUUACGCUAUACAAGAAGUGUUACGUGAUCUACAGCUUCUUCUUCGUCCGAAAAAUCAUUGCCCAUUUUUUCACCUUCUUCUUUUACUGUUUAAUUCUGCCGUUGACAAUUCUUGUGCCUGAAGUAUACGUUCCAAAAUGGGGAAGCAUUUAUAUUCCUUGCAUUAUAACCAUGCUCAAUUCUGUCGGAACUCCAAGGUCAUUUCAUUUGUUGUUCUAUUGGGUACUUUUCGAGAACGUUAUGUCAUUCCACCGGACAAAAGCUACGUUGAUUGGUUUGUUCGAGGCCAAGAGAGUGAACGAAUGGGUAGUCACCGAAAAACUCGGAGAUGGUGUUAAGAACAAAUCAAACAACAAAUCAAUCGGAUUCAAGAAAUCCAUUUUUAAGUUUCUUGGUGACAGGGUUUCGGUACACGAGCUCGGAUUUGCGGCAUUUCUUUUCGUAUGCGGAUGCUACGAUUUCUUGUACUGGAAGAACAAUUAUUUCAUAUACUUAUUCCUUCAAACCAUCACCUUCACUAUUGCCGGAUUUGGCUACGUUGGCACCUUUGUCCCUAGCUAGUAGAAGAUGAAGAUGAAGAUUAUAUAAUUAAAUAUUUUAAUUUUUUUUUCUAAACUUAUACGAGAAAAUGUACACACGUGUACAACAGAAAUUCGAAGGGAUUUGAUCAGAAAGCAAACGUCGUUAGCAUUUUAUACAGUCAGGAUAAAAAGGUUGAAAGAACCAUAUAUAUUAUUAGGGUUAGAUAAACAAGUGUUUCUUCUUUUUGUAGUCAUGUAGUUGUCUGAAAGCUGUGUGUGUGUGUGUGUGUGUUUUAAAGAUUUUUCUUUUAAUGUAAUAAGAUAACUAUAUGAAUUUUGAGUGAGAAGGUUCAUUAUAAU
Messenger RNA from Erythranthe guttata (spotted monkey flower), 1937 nucleotides. RefSeq names its product glucomannan 4-beta-mannosyltransferase 2. Gene Ontology annotation, cellular component: Golgi apparatus. Gene Ontology annotation, molecular function: mannan synthase activity. The record is from RefSeq and is a predicted model, not a curated record. Lineage: Eukaryota; Viridiplantae; Streptophyta; Magnoliopsida; Lamiales; Phrymaceae.